AUGGCCAAAGACGACUCCACAGUUCGUUGCUUCCAGGGCCUGCUGAUUUUUGGAAAUGUGAUUAUCGGUAUGUGUGGCAUCGCCCUGAUGGCAGAGUGCAUCUUCUUUGUAUCAGACCAAAACAGCCUCUACCCACUGCUUGAAGCCACCAACAAUGACGACAUCUACGCGGCAGCCUGGAUUGGCAUGUUUGUUGGCAUCUGCCUCUUCUGCCUCUCUGUCCUGGGCAUUGUAGGCAUCAUGAAGUCCAACAGGAAAAUUCUUCUGGUGUAUUUCAUCCUGAUGUUUAUUGUAUAUGCUUUUGAAGUGGCAUCUUGUAUCACAGCAGCAACACAACGAGACUUUUUCACACCCAACCUCUUCCUGAAGCAGAUGCUGGAGAGAUACCAAAACAACAGUCCUCCAAACAAUGAUGACCAAUGGAAAAACAAUGGAGUCACCAAGACCUGGGACAGACUCAUGCUCCAGGACAAUUGCUGUGGUGUAAAUGGCCCAUCAGACUGGCAGAAAUACACCUCCGCCUUCCGGACUGAGAACAGUGAUGCCGACUACCCCUGGCCUCGUCAGUGCUGUGUUAUGAACAACCUUAAAGAACCUCUCAACCUGGACGCCUGCAAACUAGGAGUACCUGGAUACUACCACAAUCAGGGCUGCUAUGAGCUGAUCUCUGGACCAAUGAACCGACAUGCCUGGGGAGUUGCGUGGUUUGGAUUUGCCAUUCUCUGUUGGACUUUCUGGGUUCUCCUGGGUACCAUGUUCUACUGGAGCAGAAUUGACUAUUAA
Molecule: messenger RNA, 783 nt
Organism: Rangifer tarandus platyrhynchus (Svalbard reindeer)
Lineage: Eukaryota; Metazoa; Chordata; Mammalia; Artiodactyla; Cervidae
Source: the annotation of a GenBank genome assembly